This is a messenger RNA of Serinus canaria (Common canary), 456 nucleotides long. RefSeq names its product feather beta keratin-like. Gene Ontology annotation, molecular function: structural constituent of cytoskeleton. The coding region runs from base 1 to 456 and encodes 151 amino acids. NCBI's taxonomy places the organism in Eukaryota, Metazoa, Chordata, Aves, Passeriformes, Fringillidae. The record is from RefSeq and is a predicted model, not a curated record. The transcript has 2 exons. Gene Ontology annotation, cellular component: intermediate filament.
AUGCCCCAAGGCCAUGGGACAACAAUGCGCUGCCCCUUCAGAACCAGCAUAAAAGCUGGCCCAGAGCCUCUCUCCCUCACACCCUUCUCCUCAAGCCUUCUCUUCCUGCUGACAACCAGUCCAGGCACCCUCCACACCACACCUAUGGCCUGCUACAACCGCUGCAGUCCCUGCGGACCCACCCCGCUGGCCAACAGCUGCAACGAGCCCUGUGCCCUGCAAUGCCAGGAUUCCCACGUCAUCAUCGACCCUUCCCCUGUGUUGGUCACCCUGCCAGGACCCAUCAUGAGCUCCUUCCCUCAGAACACCGCCGUCGGAUCCACCUCCUCUGCUGCUCUGGGCACUGAGCUCAAUGCCCAGGGACAGCCCAUCUCUGGUGGAUUUGGCUUUGGUGGCUUUGGCUACGGCCUGGGAGGCCUGGGCUGCUAUGGCAGAAGGGGCGGCUACAUCUGCUAA